Molecule: messenger RNA, 679 nt
Organism: Elaeis guineensis (African oil palm)
Lineage: Eukaryota; Viridiplantae; Streptophyta; Magnoliopsida; Arecales; Arecaceae
Source: RefSeq, a predicted model, not a curated record
UCUCUUCUCGGCACUUCCCCCAAAUGGUCCAUGCCUUUUUUUGUCGCGUGCCACCAUUUGGCCACCCCCUUUCCCCUUCCGCGAAACAACCCUAUCCUCCACCACAUAAUCUCUGGCUUACCCUAUAAAUUAUCACUCCAACCUCUCUUGUAGUUUUCCCCUUGUAUAACUAAAGCUAAGCACCUUCACCACAUUCUUUAUCCUCCCCCCUCCUCUUCUUCUUAGUCCCUCUGGCUCCAUAGUGAUCCACAUCCCUCCUCUUUUGGAGAUGGAGAGGUUAAGUGUCCAUCAAAAGAGCAGCAAGCAAGCCAAGGCCAAGAAGAAGCCCAUCAAGGUGGUGUACAUCUCCAACCCCAUGAAGAUCAAGACAAGCGCCGCCGAGUUCCGCAACCUCGUCCAGGAGCUCACCGGCCAGGACUCCCCCGUCGCCAACUUGUCCAAGUCCCCCUACGUCGAGGAUACCGGCGAUCCCCCUCCGCUCCCUGAGCCUAGCUCUGGGGCCACCAGCACCCCCGGACCGAACCCUGUCAUGAACCAGAGCUCAGAUCCAUGCCAUAAUGCGUUUAGGAGUCCUUCGAGUACUCCAUAUGAGAUGAUCGAUGAGGCCUUCGAUCCACAAAUGCUUGAGAAUAUUCCGGGGUUCUUGCUCGCCGCUUUACCAUGAGCCCCAGGGUCAUGG